AAUACGUACAUUUUAAAUACUCUAACCGUCUAGGAAUAACAAUUUCACUGUAUAUAUUAGACGUAACAGUAUUAGAAACGAUAUUUUUGUUGGUGUACCUGUAAUCAGCUGUCACAAAUCGUGAUUUGAAAGCGUAAUUUUUUGGUAUGAAGUUCAGUAGGGGGUUUGCUUUAGUGACGUGGUAUAAAUUUACAAGUUUUGAAUGCACUGCAAGACGUGUACUGAUGCAUGUGAAUGUGCAGAGGUUAAUACAAACAUUUCAUCAUAGCUAUAUAUCAAGAGAAUAACAGGGAAAAUUGUUUGACACUGAACAGUAUCCUGUACACGUGUAAAAAUGCCAAAAGUUGUAUUUCUACAUCCAGAUUUGGGUAUUGGUGGAGCUGAAAGAUUAGUAGUUGAUGCAGCUCUAGCAUUAAAAGCAAAGGAAUUUGAUGUUCAUUUCGUUACGUCACACCAUAGUCCACAGCAUUGUUUUGUGGAGACAAGAGAUGGAACCCUGCCUGUUACAGUGGUUGGAGAUUGGCUUCCAAGAAACUUAUUUGGUCAUUUUCAUGCACUGUGUGCAUACAUUCGCAUGAUUUAUGCUGCAGUAUAUAUUGUUUUCUUCAGUGGACUUAAACCAGAUAUUGUUUUCUGUGAUCAGGUUUCCAUCUGUGUGCCGAUUCUGCAUAUUGGUGGUUUUAAAAUAUUAUUCUAUUGUCAUUUCCCAGACCAACUUCUCAGUCAGCCAGGCAGUGUCAUGAAAUCUUUGUAUCGUGCACCUCUUAACUGGCUGGAGGAAACCACAACUGGUCAGGCACAUCAGAUAUUGGUAAACAGCAAAUUCACAGCUGGUGUGUUCAGAGACACAUUCAAAAGGCUUCAAGUUCAACCUGAUGUUCUGUAUCCCACUAUGAAUUCUAAUGCAUUUGACAACACCACACCUCUACCUAUAAACCAGAUCCUUGCGAUGGAAUUUCCUGAAGACAGUGUUAUUUUUCUUUCAAUCAAUCGAUAUGAAAGGAAGAAGAAUUUAAAGCUGGCAUUGGAUGCAAUGAGUGAACUCAAGAAAUGUUUAUCUGCUGGUGAAUGGUCACGUAUCCAUUUAGUGAUAGCAGGUGGUUACGAUACAAGAGUGAAGGAAAAUGUUGAGCAUUACGUGGAACUGGUCAGUCAUGCAAAUGCGCUAGGACUGACUGAAAAUGUCACAUUUAUGAAAUCUCCAUCCGACAUGGAAAAGCUUUCACUGCUGAGCCAGUGCCAUUGUCUUAUCUACACCCCUCCAAAUGAACAUUUUGGUAUUGUUCCUCUUGAGGCGAUGUAUGCGGGUAAACCAGUGAUUGCUGCCAACAGCGGUGGACCAACUGAAACCGUUGUGAAUGGUGUAACAGGAUUUCUGUGUAAUUUGAAACCUGAAGACUUUGCUGAUGCAAUGAUGAAGUGCAUUAAAAAUGGAGAUGUGAGAAGAAAAAUGGGGAAAGCAGGACAAGACAGAAUGAAAGAACAGUUUUCUUUUAUGGCAUUUUCAAAUCAGCUAAUUGGCAUUGUACAGUCUCUGCUCGAUGUGAAGGACAAAAUGGACUGAAUCUAAGGUUAUCCAAAGAUAAUAAUUAGAUUUUUCUUUUGACUUCACAAAAGAAUAACUGGUACAUUCCAUUUGCAAAGUAUGGAAUUCUUAUAUAUCCACAAAGCUAGUUUAUAUAUAAUUGAAUAAAAAUUUCCUUGGAUAUUAUCCAUUGUCUAGUAAAUAUAAAACGUAAAACGACGUUUCGGAGAUGGGACUCUAUCUCCGGAGUUAGGGAUUAGCUCUAUCUAGUG
Molecule: messenger RNA, 1797 nt
Organism: Zootermopsis nevadensis
Lineage: Eukaryota; Metazoa; Arthropoda; Insecta; Blattodea; Termopsidae
Gene: Alg2
Product: alpha-1,3/1,6-mannosyltransferase Alg2
Biological process (GO): dolichol-linked oligosaccharide biosynthetic process
Cellular component (GO): endomembrane system
Molecular function (GO): GDP-Man:Man(1)GlcNAc(2)-PP-Dol alpha-1,3-mannosyltransferase activity
Source: RefSeq, a predicted model, not a curated record